Molecule: messenger RNA, 4272 nt
Organism: Piliocolobus tephrosceles (Ugandan red Colobus)
Lineage: Eukaryota; Metazoa; Chordata; Mammalia; Primates; Cercopithecidae
Gene: TRPM8
Product: transient receptor potential cation channel subfamily M member 8
Exons: 25
Coding region: 301-3384 (1027 amino acids)
Biological process (GO): calcium ion transmembrane transport
Cellular component (GO): plasma membrane
Molecular function (GO): ligand-gated calcium channel activity
Source: RefSeq, a predicted model, not a curated record
UGACCUGUGGGAAGUGGCAUUGGAUUGCCGGGGAGGGGAAGCUCCUAGCAGCCCCACCUCCCCAGGGAAAGGCAGCCCUCUGAGGCUGAAAAUUUAUUGCCAGGCAGCUUUGCCAGCCAUUCUGAGUGUGCAAGUCAUUCAUGGGACAAUCCUGCCUUUCUCCACCAGGGACUCUUCCUCAGGGAGGACUUGGCGAAUUUUAUUCAAGCAAAUUUUAAGAAACGAGAAUGUGUCUUCUUUACCAAAGAUUCCAAGGCCACGGAGAAUGUGUGCAAGUGUGGCUAUGCCCAGAGCCAGCACAUGGAAGGCACCCAGAUCAACCAAAGCGAGAAAUGGAACUACAAGAAACACACCAAGGAAUUUCCUACGGAUGCCUUUGGGGAUAUUCAGUUUGAGACACUGGGGAAGAAAGGGAAGUAUAUCCGUCUGUCCUGCGACACGGACGCAGAAAUCCUCUACGAGCUGCUGACGCAGCACUGGCACCUGAAAACACCCAACCUGGUCAUUUCCGUGACCGGGGGCGCCAAGAACUUCGCCCUGAAGCCGCGCAUGCGCAAAAUCUUCAGCCGGCUCAUCUACAUCGCUCAGUCCAAAGGUGCUUGGAUUCUCACGGGAGGCACCCAUUAUGGCCUGAUGAAGUACAUCGGGGAGGUGGUGAGAGAUAACACCAUCAGCAGGAGUUCAGAGGAGAAUAUUGUGGCCAUUGGUGUAGCAGCUUGGGGCAUGGUCUCCAACCGGGACACCCUCAUCAGGAAUUGUGAUGCUGAGGGCUAUUUUUCAGCCCAGUACCCUAUGGAUGACUUCACGAGAGACCCUCUGUAUAUCCUGGACAACAACCACACACAUUUGCUGCUCGUGGACAAUGGCUGUCAUGGACAUCCCACCGUGGAAGCAAAGCUCCGGAAUCAGCUAGAGAAAUACAUCUCUGAGCGUACUAUUCAAGAUUCCAACUAUGGUGGCAAGAUCCCCAUUGUGUGUUUUGCCCAAGGAGGUGGAAAAGAGACUUUGAAAGCCAUCAAUACUUCCAUCAAAAGUAAAAUUCCUUGUGUGGUGGUGGAAGGCUCGGGCCAGAUCGCUGAUGUGAUCGCCAGCCUGGUGGAGGUGGAGGAUGCCCUGACAUCUUCUGCCGUCAAGGAGAAGCUGGUACGCUUUUUACCCCGCACCGUGUCCCGGCUGCCGGAGGAGGAGACUGAGAGUUGGAUCAAAUGGCUCAAAGAAAUUCUUGAAAGUUCUCACCUAUUAACAGUUAUUAAAAUGGAAGAAGCUGGGGACGAAAUUGUGAGCAAUGCCAUCUCCUAUGCUCUAUAUAAAGCCUUCAGCACCAAUGAGCAAGACAAGGAUAACUGGAAUGGGCAGCUGAAGCUUCUGCUGGAGUGGAACCAGCUGGACUUAGCCAAUGAUGAGAUUUUCACCAAUGACCGCCGAUGGGAGUCUGCUGACCUUCAAGAAGUCAUGUUUACGGCUCUCAUAAAGGACAGACCCAAGUUUGUCCGCCUCUUUCUGGAGAACGGCUUGAACCUGCGGAAGUUUCUCACCCACGAUGUCCUCACUGAGCUCUUCUCCAACCACUUCAGCACCCUUGUGUACCGGAAUCUGCAGAUCGCCAAGAAUUCCUAUAAUGAUGCCCUCCUCACGUUUGUCUGGAAACUGGUUGCAAACUUCCGAAGAGGCUUCCGGAAGGAAGACAGAAAUGGCCGGGACGAGAUGGACAUAGAACUCCACGACGUGUCUCCUAUUACUCGGCACCCCCUGCAAGCUCUCUUCAUCUGGGCCAUUCUUCAGAACAAGAAGGAACUCUCCAAAGUCAUCUGGGAGCAGACCAGGGGCUGCACUCUGGCAGCCUUGGGAGCCAGCAAGCUUCUGAAGACCCUGGCCAAAGUGAAGAACGACAUCAAUGCUGCUGGGGAGUCCGAGGAGCUGGCUAAUGAGUACGAGACCCGAGCUGUCGAGCUGUUCACUGAGUGUUACAGCAGUGAUGAAGACUUGGCAGAACAGCUGCUGGUCUAUUCCUGUGAAGCCUGGGGUGGAAGCAACUGUCUGGAGCUGGCAGUGGAGGCCACAGACCAGCAUUUCAUCGCCCAGCCUGGGGUCCAGAAUUUUCUUUCUAAGCAAUGGUAUGGAGAGAUUUCACGAGACACCAAGAACUGGAAGAUUAUCCUGUGUCUCUUUAUUAUACCCUUGGUGGGCUGUGGCUUUGUAUCAUUUAGGAAGAAGCCUGUUGACAAGCACAAGAAGCUGCUUUGGUACUAUGUGGCAUUCUUCACCUCCCCCUUCGUGGUCUUCUCCUGGAACGUGGUCUUCUACAUCGCCUUCCUCCUGCUGUUUGCCUACGUGCUGCUCAUGGAUUUCCAUUCGGUGCCACACCCCCCUGAGCUGGUCCUGUACGCGCUGGUCUUUGUCCUCUUCUGUGAUGAAGUGAGACAGUGGUACAUAAAUGGGGUGAAUUAUUUUACUGACCUGUGGAAUGUUAUGGACACGCUGGGGCUUUUUUACUUCAUAGCAGGAAUUGUGUUUCGGCUCCACUCUUCUAAUAAAACCUCUUUGUAUUCUGGACGAGUCAUUUUCUGUCUGGACUACAUUAUUUUCACUCUAAGAUUGAUCCACAUUUUUACUGUAAGCAGAAACUUAGGACCCAAGAUUAUAAUGCUGCAGAGGAUGCUCAUCGACGUGUUCUUCUUCCUGUUCCUCUUUGCGGUGUGGAUGGUGGCCUUCGGCGUGGCCAGGCAAGGGAUCCUCAGGCAGAACGAGCAGCGCUGGAGGUGGAUAUUCCGUUCGGUCAUCUACGAGCCCUACCUGGCCAUGUUCGGCCAGGUGCCCAGUGAUGUGGACGGUACCACGUAUGACUUUGCCCACUGCACCUUCACUGGGAAUGAGUCCAAGCCACUGUGUGUGGAGCUGGAUGAGCACAACCUGCCCCGGUUCCCUGAGUGGGUCACCAUCCCCCUGGUGUGCAUCUACAUGUUAUCCACCAACAUCCUGCUGGUCAACCUGCUGGUUGCCAUGUUUGGCUACACGGUGGGCACCGUCCAGGAGAACAAUGACCAGGUCUGGAAGUUCCAGAGGUACUUCCUGGUGCAGGAGUACUGCAGCCGCCUCAAUAUCCCCUUCCCCUUCGUCGUCUUCGCUUACUUCUACAUGGUGGUGAAGAAGUGCUUCAAGUGUUGCUGUAAGGAGAAAAACAUGGAGUCUUCUGUCUGCUGUUUCAAAAAUGAAGACAACGAGACUUUGGCAUGGGAGGGUGUCAUGAAGGAAAAUUACCUCGUCAAGAUCAACACGAAAGCCAACGACACCUCAGAGGAAAUGAGGCAUCGAUUUAGACAACUGGAUACAAAGCUUAAUGAUCUCAAAGGUCUUCUGAAAGAAAUUGCUAAUAAAAUCAAAUAAAACUGUAUGAACUCUAAUGGAGAAAAUCUAAUUAUAGCAAGAUCAUAUUAAGGAAUGCUGAUGAACAAUUUUGCUAUCGACUACUAAAUGAGAGAUUUUCAGGCCCCUGGGUACAGGAUGGAUGAUUUUUAAUCACCCUAGUGUGCUAAAACCUUGAGAAAGUGUGUGAUUGGUUUCACACGUGAAGAUAGAUAUAAAGGAAUAACAUUUCCUUCACGUGUUUCUCCAGAAUGGUGCCUGUUUCUCUCUGUGUCUCAGUGCCUGGGACUGGAGGUUGAUAGUUUGAGUGUGUUCUUACCACCUCCUUUUUCCUUCAAUCUUAUUUUUGAUGAACACGUAUAUAGGAGAACAUCUCUCCUAUGAAUAAGAACCUGGUCAUGCUCUACUCCUGUACUGUGUCUUUGUUUAUUUCCAAUUGAUUGUCUACUUUUCUCUUUUUUGUAUUAUGUGACUGAUUAGUUGGCAUUUUGUUAAAAGUCUCCCAAAUUAGGCCAGAUUCUAAAACAUGCUGCAGCAAGAGGACCCUGCUCUCUACAGGAAAAGUGUGUUCAUUUCUCAGGAUGCUUCUUACCUGUCAGAGGAGUGACGAGGCCGUCUCUUGCUCUCUUGGACUCACCAGGCUCCUAUUGAAGGAACCGUCCCCUUUCCUAAAUAUGUGAAAAGUCACCCAAAAUCAACCUUGAAAGGCACUAAUGACUUUGUUCUUAUUGGAUACUCCUCUUAUUUAUUAUUUUUUCAUUAAAAAUAAUAGCUGGCUAUUAUAGAAAAUUUAGACCAUGUAGAGAUGUAGAAAGAACAUACAUUGCCCCCCAUUACCUUAAGGUAAUCACUGCUAACAAUUUCUGGAUGGUUUUUCCAGUCUAUUUUUUUUUCUAUGUAUGUCUCAAU